Messenger RNA from Calliphora vicina (urban bluebottle blowfly), 1284 nucleotides. Its product is annotated as retinol dehydrogenase 12-like. Bases 138 to 1160 code for a protein of 340 amino acids. Lineage: Eukaryota; Metazoa; Arthropoda; Insecta; Diptera; Calliphoridae. The record is from RefSeq and is a predicted model, not a curated record. The transcript has 2 exons.
CAGCCAGUUGUUGAAAGGCAGUUAAACAUUGAACUUUGUUUUAUAAUUUGUGUUAUAAUUUUAUAAAAAUUAUACUUUUAAAUGUUUUAAUUACAUUAAUUUCAUAACAAACAUUAAAUUCCAUAAAAAGCUACACCAUGACUAUAGCGGAAUUGUUAAACUAUCUAUUUUGUCGCGAUCAGGUGCGCAUCUUUUGCGUUAAGGGAGGCCAGGAAUUUGAGUUCACCUGCUGGUGUCUGCUGUCGGCCGUGGCCAUGUAUGUGUUUUAUUUGUGGCGUGAGGGGCCCUACUACAACAAAACCAAUCGUUUGGAUGGCAAAGUGGUGGUAAUAACUGGCUGCAAUACGGGCAUAGGCAAGGAGACAGCCUUGGAAAUGGCCAAACGGGGAGCCCGUGUUUACAUGGCUUGUCGUAACUUUGAUAAAUGUGAAAAAGCUAGAAGAGAAAUUGUUACUCUAUCAGGCAACACCAAUGUUUUUAAUCGCUCUUUGGAUCUAUCCUCCCUCAAAUCGGUAAGAGAAUUUGCUGAGCAAUUUUUAAAAGAGGAAAAACGUUUGGAUAUUUUAAUCAAUAAUGCCGGCAUAAUGAGCACACCACGCAAACUCACCCAGGAUGGAUUUGAACAACAAUUUGGAGUCAAUCAUUUGGGACAUUUUCUUUUAACCAAUUUAUUAUUGGAUCUAUUAAAAGCCUCUGCUCCCAGUCGCAUUGUAGUGGUCAGCUCUCUCGCUCAUAUCUUUGGCAAUUUCGAUAAGGAAGACAUGAAUUUAGAAAAGAACUAUACUCGUUUUGGUGCCUAUGGACGCAGUAAAUUAUCAAAUAUUUUGUUUACCCGCAAAUUGGGCCGCAUGCUGAAAAACUCAAAUGUUUCGGUGAACUGUUUACAUCCCGGCUCAGUGCAAUCGGAAUUGACACGCUAUGAUCCGGUUUUGAAUUUCUUUAGUUCCAUAUUUUCCAAGUUCGUUUUACGUUCCACCAAGGGUGGCGCUCAAACUAUUUUGUUUUUGGCUUUAGAUCCGGAAAUGCAGGAUGAAACGGGUGGCUAUUAUGACAGAAUGAAGUUGUAUCCUUUGCUGGCCAAGGCUAGAGAUGAUGAAAUGGCUGAUUGGUUGUGGCAGGAAAGUGAAAAGUUGGUGGGUUUGAAGGAAAAGUCUUCGUAAAGAUAAGGUACUAAAGAGUUUUAAUACGAUCUCUAGUUUUGUAAUGUUUUGUAUUGAAAAAAUUUUAAAUUGUUAAUAAUGAUAAAGAAACCAUAUGUUUAAAAAUAAAAGAGUUAAAACCAAA